Messenger RNA from Acanthamoeba castellanii str. Neff, 1128 nucleotides. RefSeq lists its product as uncharacterized. The transcript has 2 exons. NCBI's taxonomy places the organism in Eukaryota, Discosea, Longamoebia, Acanthamoebidae. The record is from RefSeq and is a predicted model, not a curated record. The coding region runs from base 1 to 1128 and encodes 375 amino acids.
AUGUUUAGACCAUUGAGGUUGAAGGUGCUGCUCGCUGCAGCCGUGGUCAUAGUCUUCAUCAUCACCUCAAACCAAAUUAGCUCCCGUCAUUCCCGCCUGGCUAUCUUCCCCAGCCCCUACCCCCCGCCCCCGCCCCCACUCUCCGUCGCCGUGCUCGAGAGCGAAGGCUGCCACGAUGAGGUCACCGCUGCCCUGGUCUACGCCUUCGCGCAGCAACCGCUUACCAAUGUCACCCUCUACUUGAAGAAGGCCAGGUUCGGGAUCCAACCAAUCUACCACUCGUUUUUCUCGUCAGGCCGACCAGGCGCGGACGCUCCUGUCCGUGCCACUUCGCGCGACUUCAGCCCGAGGAACCUGCAACAGGCCGCCCCGCAUGUGGUGGUGAUGGUCACGGGCGAUCGGCGCAUCACCUUCUUAACCCUGUCGCCCCACGUGCACCACUACUUGCUCAAGACCAUCACGCCCACUUGGAAGACCCUCAUCGACGUGCCGCCGCGCAUAGAGACCUUUGUCCCGGUCUUCCCGGUCGACCCAGCCCUGUCGUCAGCGACUGCAUUCAACCUCGGAGCCGAGGAGAUCGGCUUCGCCAUCCAGGGCAACGCCUCGCCUGGCCGCAGGAACUACACCAAGGUCGUACUGCAGCUGGCCGAGCUGCGGAGGCACAAGACCGCGCCCGACGUGCGGCUGCACCUGCUCAGCGGCAGCUCUGCCAUCGAGCAGGUCGCCAUCCCGGCCGAGGUUGCCGAGCACGUGGUGGUCCACCGGUCGCUCGACUACGCCGACUACUACCGCCUCCUGGGCCAGAACGUCGCGCUGCUCACUGCCUUCGAAUCAAACGCCUACUACUACGAGCGGGCCUCAUCGACCAUCCCUGCGGCCCUGAUCUCCGGCACCCCGGUCAUCGCCGACCAGCGGCUGCUCGACGCCUACUCCUACCUCGAUCGGUCGCUGGUGUGGUUCAGGGAGCCGGGCGAGGAGGAGAUGGACGUGGCGGUCAAGGUGGCCCGGGAGACCAGCGCCGAGGAGAGACGAGCCAGGAGCGCGCAGGUGCGACGAAAGAACCGGGACCUGUGCAGGGCCAAUGUCCAGAUGAUCGCCAGCUGGGUGCGGGAAACGGCGAACACAUGA